AAAGCUUCUCACGCCUCGCCGUGAUUUCGCCAUGAAGCGCCGGGUGAAUACCUUGGCCUCCUCCACAGCCAAGAAAUCUCGGCACUGGCGGGAAGAGGAGGAAGAGGACGCGGGUCCCAGCGACGGUGUUGGGGUGCCCUUGCCCGACAGCGACGAUGAGAAGCCACCGCCGCCGCAGGCACCUGCAAGCUCGCCCAGCGGAGUGGGUGCGCCCAACCCAGUGGUGUGGCUUGAAAUCCAGGUGGCUGAUAAAUCGCGGGGACGACUGCACUUCGAGCUCUUUCAGGACUUGGCGCCCAAGGCCUCCGAGAGCUUCCGACAGCUGUGUUUGGGGCACCGCGCAGAUUCCAAGACCGUGAGCUAUGCCGAGACCGCUGUGGACGUGGUGUAUGCCGGUCGAUAUUUGACGGCUGGAGACAUCGACGCAAGCCUUCCGUUCGACGGAGUGGAAAGUAGUUGCGACUUGAAGCAUGCCAAGGCUGGUUUGCUGACGAUGCCAUUUGGCAGUGCCAGCUUCUACGAUCCGCGUUUCCAAAUCACCCUAGGCCCUGUGAAGGAACUGGAUGGAAAGCAACUCAUCUUUGGCCAGCUUCUGGGCACGCCAGGCUGCAGCUUGCAUCCGUUGCAUUGGGUGGAGGUGAUGGGGACACCCAACGGCACGCCACGUGAGGAGAUUGUGAUCAAGGCAUGUGGGGAAUGUAGUGCCGAGGAGUGCCAGGUUCUCCUGGGUGCCAUGGUCAUGGCGGCCCAAAUGGAUCGGACGCCGGAGAGUCAAGUGGAUCGAUUCGGGCGCACAGGUCACACACAUGGUGAACUUGAAGAUGCUGUAACGCACGAGAAUCUGACGCACGUCUUGGAGCUGACCGAAGACUUGCUGGGCCACCUGGAAUGGGCCUGCAAGAAGAACAUGGGCAGCGAGCGCGACCGCAGGGCGGGGCUGUUCGAGGCACAACUGAAGUCCCUGACGAAGGCACUGAAAAAGGUGGAGUUCAAAGCAGGAGACAUCAAGGGCUAUGAAAACCGUUUGGCCUUGGAUGCCAAGAGCCAACUUGGCCGGGCGAAAGAUUUAGAAGAGUCUUUGGUGCGGGUAUAUUAGGCGGCCGCAUCGCCUGUGACGCUCCGCUAAAAAUCUUGCAGCACCUCGCGUGAGCUGGG
Cladocopium goreaui is the source of this 1155-nucleotide messenger RNA. The record is from the annotation of a GenBank genome assembly. Lineage: Eukaryota; Dinophyceae; Suessiales; Symbiodiniaceae.